Molecule: messenger RNA, 1212 nt
Organism: Aspergillus tanneri
Lineage: Eukaryota; Fungi; Ascomycota; Eurotiomycetes; Eurotiales; Aspergillaceae
Product: cyclin family protein
Exons: 1
Coding region: 1-1212 (403 amino acids)
Biological process (GO): regulation of cyclin-dependent protein serine/threonine kinase activity
Cellular component (GO): cyclin-dependent protein kinase holoenzyme complex; nucleus
Molecular function (GO): protein kinase binding; cyclin-dependent protein serine/threonine kinase regulator activity
Source: RefSeq, a predicted model, not a curated record
AUGGACCAAGUCCAGUCUCUUCAACGGGCGGCUCUGAACGAAUUCAUCCGCCAGCCAGUGUCGUGCGAGAUGGUGAAUCACCUGGCCUUGCAGUCCUCGCAGGUCAUCCGCUGCGAGUCGCAUGUGACCGUCCAGCAACAGCAUCAUCAUCACCGUCAGUAUCAGCAUGGACAACCCACGCCUCCUAGUACGCCGCCUUUGGACAACUCGCUGCCACCGUUGCCCUCUGUCGAGGACUUUAUUAUCUCGUUGGUCAUCCGCUCCCAGGUGCAGGUGCCCACCUUGAUGACUACGCUGGUGUAUCUGGCCCGCCUGCGCGAGCGUCUGCCUCCUGUCGCCAAAGGCAUGCGCUGUACAGUGCAUCGUAUCUUCCUGGCAUCAUUGAUCCUGGCGGCCAAGAACCUGAACGACUCCAGCCCUAAGAACAAGCAUUGGGCACGCUACACCGCCGUCAAGGGCUAUGAUGACUUCGGAUUCUCUCUGCCCGAGGUGAACUUGAUGGAGCGCCAGCUGCUGUUCCUGCUGGACUGGGACCUCCGCGUCACUGAGGAGGACCUGCUACAUCAUCUCGAGCCCUUCCUGGCUCCCAUCCGUCAGCGCUACCUGAUGUUUCAGGAGCGCGAGGCUGACUGGCGUCAGCCGCGCGAUUGGCGCCGUCUGCAUGCGUCGGCCGAGAUGCUGGCCUGUCGCCUGCGACGCCAGAAGCUGGAGGCUUACCUGGACGCUCGUCGCCGUCCCCAGCAUGCACGUCUCCCGCCCAGCCCAGAGUCACUGUCGUCGCUCUCUUCGGCCUCGCCCACUUCUCAGGCCGACAACGACCGCUACUACCCCUACCCGCCACGACGCCGCCCGUUGUCGCGCUCGCCUCCGUCGCUGCAGGACGUCCCCAUGCUGUCGCGCGCUGAGACCGUGCCGUCGUUGAGCUCGCGUUCAUCCAGCGUGGCCCCGAGUUCACGCGGGGACACGCCCGCCAGCACGCACCAGUCUAGCUCCAGCACCAGCGCCAGUACCGACGGCGAGGACAUCCAGGUGGUAGAUGUCGCUCCGAGUCCGGGCCCCUAUGGGCCACUGUCGGAAGUAAAAAUGGAAGAUGCACCACCGUCGAACAAGAAGCUUCGCGUGGCGGGCUAUACCGGCAGUGGCGGGUUCGUAGCGCGAUUCCUAGCAUCGGCGACGGGGUCGUAUAUGGGAGGACGCAUGCGACAUGUUUAA